GCAACUCCAACCCAUCAAAACCCACCCAAAAAAAAAAAAAAAAAUCCCAAUUCCAAGAGUAAGAAACCAUGAAAUCCACUGUUGCAAUCCCUCUUCGUGUUUUAGUAGCAACCCUUCUUGUAUUUCUGUCCAAAGCCCAAGAUUUUGAUUUCUUCUACUUGGUUCAGCAGUGGCCUGGAUCCUACUGUGACACCCAGCAAAGUUGUUGCUAUCCCGCAACCGGAAAACCCGCAGCGGAUUUCGGCAUUCAUGGGCUUUGGCCAAAUUACAAUGACGGAUCAUACCCGUCCAAUUGCGACCCUGACAGCCCUUUCAAUCCAUCAGAGAUCAACGACCUGACUAGUAAGAUGCAAACCAACUGGCCCACCCUUGCUUGUCCGAGUGGCAACGGGCUCAAGUUCUGGGAACACGAAUGGGAGAAGCAUGGAACGUGCUCGGAGUCCGUCCUCGACCAACACGGAUACUUCCAGGCAGCACUCACCCUCAAGAAACAAGUGAAUCUCCUCCAAAUACUAGAGAAUGCAGGGAUUCAACCGAACGGUGGAUUUUACAGCCUAAGCAGCAUAAGCACGGCGAUAAGAGAAGCGACUGGUUACACACCAGGGAUCGAGUGCAACGUGGAUGAAAAUCGUAACAGUCAGUUGUAUCAGAUCUACAUGUGUGUGAACACUUCAGCAUCGAACUUCAUCCAGUGCCCUGUGCUGCCGAAUAGCAGGUGUUCCUCACAACGGAUCGAAUUCCCUUCUUUUUAAGGGGGAAAAAUGAAGAACAGAUGGAGAUGGUCCGCCCAUCAUAGUUCUCGAACUCUUUACUGUUUUUCUCCUUCGACUUUGUGAAAUUGAUUAAAAGCAUUCGUGUUGCUAAUAAUAAAAAUGAAAUUGAAAUGCAUACAAUGUAUUGAUGCAGUUUUUUGGUCA
Messenger RNA from Magnolia sinica, 917 nucleotides. Its product is annotated as extracellular ribonuclease LE-like. Gene Ontology annotation, molecular function: RNA binding; ribonuclease T2 activity. Gene Ontology annotation, cellular component: extracellular region. NCBI's taxonomy places the organism in Eukaryota, Viridiplantae, Streptophyta, Magnoliopsida, Magnoliales, Magnoliaceae. Gene Ontology annotation, biological process: RNA catabolic process. The transcript has 4 exons. The coding region runs from base 69 to 752 and encodes 227 amino acids. The record is from RefSeq and is a predicted model, not a curated record.